Messenger RNA from Poecilia latipinna (sailfin molly), 1341 nucleotides. Its product is annotated as major vault protein-like. The transcript has 8 exons. Bases 205 to 1326 code for a protein of 373 amino acids. Gene Ontology annotation, cellular component: cytoplasm; nucleus. Lineage: Eukaryota; Metazoa; Chordata; Actinopteri; Cyprinodontiformes; Poeciliidae. The record is from RefSeq and is a predicted model, not a curated record.
CAGCUGCUGCAGCAGACCGUAAACCACGUGACCCUCCCGUUCCUCAGCUGCCACCCCCACUCCGUCCCUUCCCAGAACCGAACAAGUUCUGGUCUCAGUCCCAGGUCCAGUUCGUCCAGGUCCUCCGAUCCGGAGCCGUGAGAGCGGAGCCUGAGCUGCUGUCUGCCCAUCGAGCUGCGCCCUGAGUCGAACUUGACCGUCUUCAUGUCCAGAAAAGCAGGAAACCACGGACCAGAGAUGGAGAUGCAGGUGGACUCGUCCAUCAUCCGGAUCCCGCCACAUCACUACAUCCAUGUCCUGGACCAGAACACCAACAUCGCUCGCGUGGAGAUCGGACCGCUCACCUACAUCCGCCAGGACAACGAGAGGGUUCUGUUCCCGCCGGUCCGGAUGAUCAUGGUCCCGCCUCGCCACUACUGCGUGGUGUCCAAUCCCGUCGCCCGGGACGACGACAAUGAGGUCCUCUUUGACCAAUCGGGUCAGGCCAAGCUGCGCCACGCCGACCUGGAGAUCCGGCUGACCCGGGACCCGUUCCCGCUCUACCCUGGAGAGGAGAUCCAGCAGAAUGUGACACCGCUGCAGAUCGUUUACCCAGACACAGCGCUCCGUCUCCAGGCGCUGCUGGACUUUGAGGACGAGGGACGAGUGAAGCGGGUGGCUGGAGACGAGUGGCUGUUCGAAGGUCCAGGGACCUACAUCCCCCGGAAGGAGGUGGUGGUUCUGGAGACCAUCAAGGCCACGGUGAUCCGGGAGAACCAGGCCAUCCGGCUCAGGGCGCGAAAGGAAGGCAAAGACCGCGGUGGCGUCCAGAGAGUCACAGGUGAGGAGUGGCUGGUGAGCAAGGUGGGGGCGUACCUGCCGGGUGCUCACGAAGAGGUCAUCGACAUUGUCAAUGCCUUCAUCCUGACCGACAAGAAAGCGCUGCAUGUUCGCGCCCUGCGGCCCUUCAAGGACGCCGGCGGGCGUGAGCGGCGUACGGGCGAGGAGUGGCUGGUCACCAUGGCCGACAGGGAGGCGCACAUCCCAUCUGUAGCUGAGGAGGUGGUGGGGGUGGUGAACGUCACCACCCUGAGCAGCAGGCAGUACUGCGUGAUCCUGGACCCGGUCGGCACCGAUGGGAAGCCUCAGCUGGGCCAGAAGAAGGUGGUGAAGGGGGAGCUCUCGUUUUUCCUGCAGCCUGGAGAGGAGCUGGAAAACGGCAUCCAGAGCGUGUACGUGCUGUCGGAGGAGGAAGGCCUGGUUCUGCGGGCCGUGGAGGCCUUUCAUGACACGGAGGUGAGGAGCAACGCGUUUCUAUCCUGGAUGCAGAUUAUUAUUCUAGAUUAGAGCUGAAGCUUCGUU